GGUAGUGGUAGUUUGGUGGUGGUGGUGGUUUGCUGGUGGUGGUAGUUUUGGUGGUGGUAGUGGUGGUAGUUUGGUGCUGGUGAUGGUAGUUUGCUGGUGGUGGUAGUUUGGCGCUGUGGUGGUAGUUUCGGCCGGGGAAUUUCCCCGUGCUAUUCUGGGCGGCGGCAGCGGCAGCAGCACCACCCCGACCCACCCCCAGCCACGCGCGGCCGGGAAUACCCCGGGCCGGGAGGGGAGGGGAGGAGGCCUCACGCCGCCUUCACUCGCGUCCACAGCUCCCUCCACGACUGCCAACAACAGCAGCAGACAACAGCAACAGCAGCGACGACCACCACUGAUCUACCCGUCAGCUGAGCCCCCACAGCGAAGGGAAGAGAGAGAGAGAGCGAGUGGACAAGGACGACACCGUCGAGAGGUGGACGACUCCGUGACCACCACCCCGGGCCCUGCGUGCAGAGGGCCCAGCCAGGAGGGCCACGCAGAGGGCCCAGCCAGGAGGGCCCAGCCAGGAGGGCCACGCAGAGGGCCACGGCCGCCCGGCUAAGACGACUGUCGGUCAAUCAUCCAGCCAGACAACAACCCGGGACGUUGACGUGGACUGUGCAAUGACGGAGUUCAACAGUGAGGCGUACGUUGGAGUGACAACGGAGAUGGAUUUCCGGGCACGACACAGAUCUGGCGAGGUUGACUGUGGACCACAGGAACAUUCAGAAACGGAAUUGUUCACUCAGCAGCCAGGUGCAGCUUCUCACCUGGCCCAGGGAAAGCCCUUUGGAGAUGUUGUGAAUCACUGCAACCACAAAGAAAGCAUGGACAAGGUGGUGAACGAUGUCAAUCUCAACAAGGCAUACCAGGCAUACAGCGUGGCCUGCAGAGAGAGAGAUUGCUACAAGGAACAACUGGAGAAAACGAAAAAGGAUUUUCAUUUGUACAAGCAAGAGGCUGGGAGGCUACAGGCACAGCUGAAUGCCAAACAGGAGUUCGGUAAACAAUUGAAGCAUCGUGCUGAAGAGGGUAAUAACACAGUCCAUUAUGCUGAGGACAGGCCAUAUGAGCAGGUGUAUGAUGUCGUAUCGACAGAAGUCUCACAAAGAAAGACACGGCCAGUUCAAGAGAGGUUUAUGUCGAAAUGUUCCUCUCCAGGUGAACGGAGUGAGCUGGAGGUUGCCUACCAGGAUCUGCAGGAGGAGUUUAAAAAGCUGCACAUGGUGGUACGGAAACAGUCCAACCUGCUCAGGGCAUUUCUGAGGCCAAAAUCUCCAUUGACUUACCCUGAAUCCAUACCUAUACAGUGCACGGACAUGGAAGACUCGAUCCAGGUCACUGCCCAUACAAGGCUACCCCGCCAAAUGGCUGAAGGCCUGGCAGCUGUUGUUAAUUCACAGGAUGUUACGGAUCACCGUAAACAAACACUUGCAUCAUUUGGAAGCAGAAAAGGUACUUCGCCCAACAGAGGUCACGAACAAGUGCCAACCGAAUCUAACAUGGAAUGCAGAACCCCUCUGGCUGUGCUUGCUGCAGUACCACAAGCUGAUGACAGCUUGCUAAUGACUGUGGAGUCCCUGUCAACGCUUGGACUCAAACGUCCUCCUGCUGACAUGGAGUACCUAGAGAACCUCAUCAGCGAGGAUGAUGAUCUGACCGGCCGCCGGGGGGAAGGACGUGCUCAUGAGGUGGGCAACUUUGCCUUAGGGGAACACCACUUAAUCACGUCCAUGGAACCUCCGACUGAUUCUCCUGCAGCAGCAGCAGCAGGGGUAGUGCCAGGUGUAGCACACAAUUUGGGUGCGUCUCCUGUGAAUGCUUUUCCAGGCUGCAAUGUCCCAAAAGAUGACAAUAAUCUGCGUAAGGUUCUACAUUGUAAUGAGCUGGAAGAGAUGCGUCUGAAUUCCCAAUCAAGUGACGGAUCACAGUUUUUCUUCCCUUCUCAACAGCUCAUGGGCAGCGAUUUUUUAUACACGCCUCCUGAUGAUAAUCUGAGAUGAUGCAGCUUUUAAAGCUACUCUCAGACAUACAAACCAGAAAUAACAUUGUAAGUGGAAAUAAUUGCUUCAAAACAAGAAUCGGCAUAUAAAGUGCCUUUAACCAAGCCUCAAAAUUUUUGUUUUUAUUUUUUAUUAAGAGAGUGUAUUUUUUAAAGUUUACUCUGCCAUCACCAUCCUUGCUCCAUCGAAACACGAUUUCCAAGAUGCCAGUACAGGAGAACCAAAUGGAGUGAAUGCAUGUGAAGAAGAAGCAGCUUGAUUGAGAGCAAGAUGCCAGAGUGCAUUAUUCGGGCAUUUGCAUUUGAUGUAUAACCUAAAGUAAUUGAUGCAGAUUUAAAGCUUUCGUGACUGCAGGGAUUCAUCUUCUUGGUUCUUUCGGUAAAGUCACGUUUCGGCCACAACGCAAGCAGCCGUCCUCUAUUACUGCUAACCCUACUCCCUCCCUUUGAUGCUGCUAAUCCUGCAUACUGCAUAAUGCACGGGCAUAAUAUGACUUUGAACCCCCCUCCCCAACCUCCUACGCAUUCCACAAGUAGUGACUAAUCCCAUAUCUGCAUUUACCAUAAAUAUGCUAAAUUCCUCUUGAUAUGCAAAUUCCUUUGUCAAGGCGCCCCUUCCCCCCUCCAACCCAGCUUAAAUAUACGCUGCCAAGCCUGGUGGUGCCCAUUCAGACGCUGUCUUUCCGACAGACCUGUUCUUCACCUGAGGACGGCUGCUUGCGUUGUGGCCGAAACGUCGUGAGAAUUAUUUGAUGUUUCAUUUUAAUUAUUUUAUUAUUUCCCUUCUACGUGACUUUACCGAAAGAACCAAGAAGAUAAUUGAUGCAGGUUAAAUCCGUUUACAACCAUUACUACCAAGAUCAUUGAUUAUCUUUAAAAAUUGUAUACGCUGCAAGAAAAAUAUAUAUGGUAUGUGUAGGCCACAUUCUUAAAAUUGUGAUAUAAUCAAGAUCAAGAUGUCAUCAUGGCCAAUGCCUAUGUAAUGCCACCACAGCUCACCAACUCUUUCUACCCUCCGCCAGAUCCCACAGCUGCUACAGAGUAGGCACAGAACUUCCACCACCAUCUGGUCUUUGGGGUUUCUUCCUACUCGUAGCCAGAUUUGUAGAGACCACUCUUAAUUGCCUGUCUUGGUAAACGGCCCUCCUGCAUUUUACACGCGUGUCCCUCUCAGUACUCUCAUUUCUGCAUAAUCAUAUCCAAAACACCUUCCUGUCAUGUUCUCUUCUUGACUUCUGCAUUGCUCAUCCUAUCUUGCCAUGAAAUUACGGGCACCCAUCUCAGACACUUGGGCUCAUAAAUGAGAAACUUAUUUCCAUGCUGCUUAGCAUCAAGCUCUGAUCCAUAUAGUAAUAAUGCAGAUAGCAUUUCUGCCUCAAAUGUCCCUUUACACUCAGACUAAUCUAAGCAAUGCCAGCACAGCCCAUUUAAAUAUACUUCUAAAUGGUCAGUGUCUGAAAUAAGACAACCUCCCAGUCGACCUGUGUGUGACAUUGGGCAGAUCUGAUAUUUCACAACCACCUGAAGAAGACAGCCAAAACCGGAAUGAUGAACAACCUCAGGAAACUAGUCGGCUCAACCUAUAGACGAUUCGCACAACUGUUAUCACCCUUUGGUAGUCAACUGCCAAGUAUUGGACACAAACCUGGUUGACAUCCAACUGCAUUCAAUCGUGUGCACACCCAGGGAUGCUAAGUGCUGAGCAGUAUCACUUCCCAUUACAAUUACGACUGUCAUUACAAUUGUCAUGAGGCAAAGGCCAAGAUUUGUGAAAAUACUGUACGCAAGUCUCACAAUACACCUGGCCAUAGUCGACCCUCCAUGAGGCCGCUUGUCACUGCGGUGCCCGUAAGGUCCAAAAUGCCACACCGAGACUCGGCGGUGGCAUCAAUUGCCAACUCCACUGUAUUCCUGACUGCAAACUGGCAUGUUGAUUAUGGGCUCUUUUCAACAGGUUCUGUACCACCAGGGUAUGUGUGCAACCAACCUGACAACCCACUCUGGAUGUGGUCAGCGUCAGACUGACGAGUACCGCCUUACUCGACUUAACAGUGGUCUCAGCCCCCCACACUGCUGAUGAAGCGGGUAUCUUCUGGCUUCAGCAUAAUGAGCGUACGAUAAUAGAUACUCGUCCAAAGUGGUUUUCAUAUUUGUAAAAAAACCUGGCCUACUAAAGCAAUAUGCCUACGUUGCAUUAUGGACAUAACUGCCGAAAUAGUCAUCUCCCAGUCUUUUGCUACCAUAACUUGUGAACCUACCACAGGAGCCUCAUUUCUUACUACUGCCAUUAACUGUCUCAGGAAAGUUUAUCUUCAGACCCCAAUGUCCAGCCUCUGGCUAAUGUCAUCAACAGCCGUAUGGCUUCAGCCAACAAACCUUCAUCUGCAUACAAAAAGCCCCGUACAUGCAUCUUCGUCCUUUUAUUUACUCCUGGGGUUUCUCCUGUGCUGAUUCCAUGGAUGAUCAUGAAUACAUACUAAAGCACAACAUUAAAUGAAGUGCUAAACAAUACAACCCUGACAUACCUGCCCCGAUAUGAAAUCAUGAUGUCUAUACUUUGUCUACACAGGCACGUUUUUAAUCAGCUAACUUAUUCACACCUCGCUUCACAAAAUCAUUGGCUUGUUUAAGGUCUACAAGAAAAUCGAAAAUUCCCCCCUACUCCCAAUUCUUCUUCAUCAGCUGUUUUACCUUAAAUAACUGAGCAUAACAAACCCUCUGAUUUAAAUCAAGACUGAUUUUCCCUUAAGGAUUAUUCUGGUUUUUUUAUUCAAUUUGGCAACAUUCUGGUAAAUGCCAUAAUUGGAAUGCUCAAUAUACUUAUUCCUUAGAGUUACUGUACUCCAUAUCCCCCUUUGCAGUGCUAUGAUUAUUGCCUUUUCCAGUCCUGUGGCAGCUGUUUCCUAUUUCAGGAAGCUUUGAUUAUCUUGUGCAACUUCAACAUGCUUUCACCCCCUUUCAGCAUUUAUGGAGUAAUACCAAAUUCCUGCUGUCUUUCCUUUUUUCAUCUGCUUCACUGUUUUUGCCUGACAAGACAUUUCUAAACGAGAGAAGUGAAUGUUUAGUAAACAUAAGGGCUUCUAUUGUAACUUAUGUGCCUAAAGCAGACCACAGUCAUGUCUCCUUUUGGACCAAAUGAUAACCAAUAAUGUAUUUCUGGAAACAGUUGACAAAAUUACACAAUGCUGUAAUAUUAAAUCAAGAUAACGUGACGAUUAGCAUGCUUGGCUAUGUACGGUGCAAUAGAAGUUCAUACACAUUUAUACACAAGUAUAGUUUUGUAAUAUUUUGUACUUUGCCAAUAACGUUUGUCGAUAGUUUUAUUAUAUGUGAGAUAUAUAUGAGUGUGUACAUGUGUGGAAAGUUAAAUAUCUCAGGUCCGAGUUGAAAUAUUGACCAAAUAUUUUUGUUAAACUAGUGAUUUUUUUGGGUAGGUUUUGCAUGUACAGCAGAACUCUAUUAAUCCGUCUUGAUAUGGGGACCAUAUCACUUAACCUAUAAUGCGUGGGACACUGCAGAGGUUAGUCCCAUAAUCUAACAUUUUUUUGAGGAAUUGGCCGCUGUUAAUCCACGUGGCUUACAAGGAAACGGGUCGCUUGACUCACCGCACCAUCAAUCCGGGAUAUAUUUCUAGAUUAUGCGGUUACGAUUGUUUUCAACACCCAAAUGGAGCAAAUCUGCUAUAUGGGUCAAGCGUAUUUUCUUUGUCGCAUUUUUUAGGCUUCGAUAUUCCGUAAAAAUCAGAUGCCAACAGUUUUUCUAUACUGACAGCUUGUCUGUGCUGAUGCAAAACCCAAAAAUCUUUUGCGAAAAAUAUUAUAUUCCACCAACAUUUCUGUCUGCAACUCUGCGUUUAUUUCUGCAGCACCUUUUUGUCUAAUUGCAGUUCCCACGUGUUUCUAUCUGCAGUAAUACAGCUCUGCGUUUCUGCAACUAAGCUUUUCAAACACUGGAGUGUGCACUUCAUUUAUUUCGCAAUGCAAUGAUUUGCGGAUUCCGCAGCUUAUGAUUAUGGGAGUAGUCACGAACUGCGGGUAAUCCGCAAAAUACUGAUUCACGGAUUAUCAAAGUGCUGUAUAGUACUAUAUUACAUUUUUACAAAGAGCAAAGUUUAAUGAGCAUCCUUUGUAAAUAUAAUACUUCGUCAACAUGUGACAUGAAGUUUAAGUUAACCCUACUUAGGAAAAAGCAGACUACAUAUCAGCUAAUACAUGUAUUUGGUUGCAGUGCAAGAAACGUAAGAAGUUAAUUAUGGAGUAAACUCCAAACACAUAACUGCCCCAUCUUAACCUUUUAUUGUAAGUGUAUUACAGUAAUUGUGUUUGUGACUCAUUUAUCCUCGUUAUAAUUUCGCCUUAGUAAAAUAUAUAUUGCUUUGACAGUGCUUUUGCUUGUAUGAAGUUUGUUAAAAUGGUUUUAACAAUCAUGUUUGUUGACUUAAAUGUAAAUCAAUGUACUGUAUGUCAAGUAAAGUUAAAUAAAGGACACAUUUACACUUUGAAA
This is a messenger RNA of Lethenteron reissneri (Far Eastern brook lamprey), 6487 nucleotides long. RefSeq names its product TRAF family member associated NFKB activator (gene TANK). Lineage: Eukaryota; Metazoa; Chordata; Hyperoartia; Petromyzontiformes; Petromyzontidae. Gene Ontology annotation, biological process: negative regulation of canonical NF-kappaB signal transduction. The record is from RefSeq and is a predicted model, not a curated record.